Messenger RNA from Equus caballus (horse), 3286 nucleotides. NCBI's taxonomy places the organism in Eukaryota, Metazoa, Chordata, Mammalia, Perissodactyla, Equidae. The record is from RefSeq and is a predicted model, not a curated record.
UCCUUUUGUCAGGAUAUUGGAAGGUUGCAGAGGAAGUUUCUCUGGCAGUCAGCCUGCUCCCUCUACUUGUCUCUGUUGGUGGAGACUGAACACAAAGUGCAGUGACUCAGAAGCCUUUGAGAGGGUGACUGGGGGCCUGGCCACCGCAAGGCACAGAGGCAGCGAGAUGGAACGACCCAAAACGACAGUGUGCUGGGGAAAGAAGAAAUCAAGGCAGAAGGAAGAAGAAAAUGAACUUCAAGAAAUUCUGCCCAGUGAGCCUCAACAGCCCAAAGACCGUUUUUCAAAAUUCAGUGGGUGGCUUAUGAAAGUCCCCAGGAAAAGAAAACCAGACACUGCUAUUCAUCAGAAAGAAACUCCCAAAGAUUUCCAAAAGUUGGUACAGAAGGGGCAGUUCCUGGAAGCCUGCCAGAGCAUCUCGGAGUUGUCACAGGAAGGGCAGGACUGUGGUCUCCAGUACAAGGUUGUGGCUGAGAGCAUGUGGCAGGUCAUCAAGGAGGCUCUGGGAGGCAUUGGGUACAGCCAGAAGCUGGAGCUAAAGCUCCAGGCAGUGGUGGCCACUGUGGAGUGGGUGGAGGACAACCCCCAGAGCUGGGAGGCCAGCGCCCUCGAGGAUGGUGGAGUUGCUUUCUGGGGAAGUCAUCUGGAGAGGCUCCUGAGAACAGAUGCUGAGGACCAAUUGCCCACUAUGAAGCCAAGCACCCAGCUGCGCCCGUACCUGAAGGAGCUGGACAAAGCUGUGGGACACAGCCUAGGGUCCCAGAGGGCAGGCCGGAUGGGGGCCCCCCUCUGGGAAAUCUACAGGACGUGUUUCCAGGAGGUCCUCCUCAGCCGCCUCUCCGAGCUCCCUUCCUCCUACAGUCACGACAGGGAAGCCUACUUUGAGCUGUACAACUGGGGCAAGACGACCUUGUUUGGGCAGCUGGGCAGGGAGAUGCUUCAGAGAGUAGGUCCCACCUCCCAGAAGUCCAUGGCCGGGAACCUCUUGGACUCAAUGAUGUUCAUUACCUGGAUAUUCCAAAUGCAGGAGAAGCUGGUGGGGCUGAUCCAGGAGGAGUUGAAAAAGUGUCUAGAAAAUGUUCUGAUCUGUGAUCAGAAAAAGUGGACCGAGUCUGCCUCCUCAGUGUUCCUUGAAAUCUACCAGCUACUGAAAGAAGCUGUAGAUGCAGUCCGACACAUUGGGCCAUCCGUCACCAGACGGGUUCAAGCCAUGGUUCUGGAAACAUUUUCAAAGUUUCUGGAAAGCUACAAGGAUAAGGCUGAAGUCUUCAUCCAGCAGAACGCCAGUGACCACACCUUUCCCGAGCUGCAUGUGCUGGAAAACUGCUGCAUCCUCAGGAAGACAUGGUGGUGGCUGAGCAGGGCGCACGUUCCCUGGGCACGCUUGGACCCAGCUGUGCAAGGUGCCAUCAAAGGCAUUGAGGACCAUGGCCGGGACCACCUCCUGCCUCGAGUCAGAGCCCUGUGCCAGAGUCUGCUGAGUUGUCACUUCGGAGAGAAGAACAAGGAUCUGGUCCAAUCUCUGCGGUCCCUGUGGCAGAGCCUGGAGCACUGCCCCAACAUGCACCCUACUCCCACAUACGAGAGCCUUGUGAGGAGUCUGAAUAUGGUGGUCUUUGGGGAGUACGUCCAGGCCCUGGCUGCUUAUCUCAGGAGGCUGGUGCCCAGGACUUCGGGGCACCUCCGUGAUCAGGUGGAAACGGACAUCUGGAAGCUGGGCACCACCUUUAGGGAGCACAGGGGCCCGGCUUUGGACAAUCUACAGGAGUACAUCCUCCAGCUCAGUGAGAGCAGAGACAGACAGACUGUGGAUCAGCGGCUGGCCUCCUUCAGUGACAGUUUCCCUGGUUAUCUGAGCAGACAGGGCAGAUCCACGGCUGUGGAGGAGGAGACUGCGAUCAGGGGACGCUCCUCAUUCUGCUGCAGACUUCUCCAGAACUUAAGGCGACUAGGGGCCUGCUGGCACCGUUGCUGCCCUAGCAGACGUGGAUGUGAGCUCUAGUUUCAGGAAUCUGCUUGUUCUUGGGGCUGUGGGAGUUACGUGGCCCCGGUACCCAGCUAAAGCUAAGGAUCUGGGCGCCCCUGGCCACUGGAUGGCCACUUCACAAAUGGCAGCCUGAUAUCUAGAAGAAAGCCGAUCCUUCUCAAUUCUGGAUUCUUCAAUCAGAAAGAACUCUGAGAACUGACUGCAGCUAUCACAGACACCGGGCGAUGAAAGGCCGGCACAGUCAGUGAUCAACCCAGAAGAACGGGAAGGCAACAGGGAUGGCCAAGGACAGAUUAAGACACUCCUGGCUUGGAACGUGGUGGGAAGGAAGACACCCUGGAGGGAGAGUGAGGACGAGAGGGGCUAAGAAGAAAGCUAGAGCCCAAAGGAAGUUCCUCCCCAUCCUGGCUGCAUCGUGUGCCUUUCUUGUGCAUGUAACAACUUUAUUGAGAUACAGGUUACAUGCCACGCAAGUCACUCACUUAACUUUAAUGCACCAUUUGAUGGCUUUUGGUAUAUUCGCAGACUCGUGCAGCCACACCACAAUAAAUUCUAGAACAUUUUCAUUACCCUAGAAAGAGACCCCGUACCCUUCAGCUAUUAACCCCAAUCCCUCUUCCCCACCCUCCCCCCAGCCCUAAGCAACUGCUACUCUACUUUCUGUUUGUAUAGAUGUGCCUCUUCUGGACAUUUUUCUAACUGAAUUGUGUAAUAUGUGGUCUUUUGUGAUUUGCUUCUUUCGCUUAGCAUCAUGUUUCACGGUUCGUCGAUAUCGUGACAUGUAUCAGUAUUUUAUUCCUUUUUAGAGCUGAACAGUAUUCCAUUAUAUGGAUAGUCCAUGCUUUGUUUAUCCAUUCAUCCACUGACGGACAUUUGAGUUGUUUCCACUUUGGGGCUAUUAUGAAUAAUGCUGCUGUGAACUUUUGUGUGCAAAUUUGCGUGUGGCCCUGUGUUUUCAGUCCUCCUGUGUUCUACUUAGGCAUGGAAUUGCUGGAUCAAAUGGAACUCCAUGUUUAACUCUCUGAGAAACUAGACUAUUUUUCCAAAAUGGUUGCACCAUUUUACAUUCUCACCAGUAAUAUAUGAGGGUGUCAAUUUCUCUACAUCCUCAUCAACACUUUUCAUUGUCUAACUUUUGCAUGAUAGCCAUCGUAGUGGGUAUGAAAUGGCAUCUCAUUGUGAUUUUGGUUUGCACUUCCCUGAUGGCUAAUGAUGUUGAGCAUCUUUUCCUGUUCCCUGAGGGGCCAUUUGUGUAUCUUCUUUGAGAAUUGUCUACUCAGAUCCUUUGCCCAUUUUUAA